Molecule: messenger RNA, 3066 nt
Organism: Aspergillus heteromorphus CBS 117.55
Lineage: Eukaryota; Fungi; Ascomycota; Eurotiomycetes; Eurotiales; Aspergillaceae
Product: sulfatase domain protein
Exons: 3
Coding region: 178-2775 (865 amino acids)
Molecular function (GO): arylsulfatase activity
Source: RefSeq, a predicted model, not a curated record
UUCACCCUCCUCCAUCCCUGUGUGCUGACGUCUCGUCCCAUCAUCGCGGGCCAGCAUCCCGGUGCCUCCAUCCCCAUCCAACCAACGUCGCCUCCCUCGAUGGGUGUGAGACCUCUGUCGGCGGUGCCAUGUGGCCUAUCUGCUGCUGAGAGACUGUUGUGACCUCCCUACAGCAUCAUGAAGCUCCUCAAUCCUCUGCGUCGCUGCUCCCCGGCGCUGCAUCGCCUGCGCGCGUCUCCAGCCGAUGUCUUCGACCACGCGUGGGAAUUUACUCGUCGCUACUUCUUCGCCGUCUCCUUCAUGGCACUCUUCGGCGCCAAACUGCUCCAUCUCUACGCCCACAUCCACUCUCUCCCGGCCUCCAAGUUCUUCACCUGGGGGAUCACCUUUUUCUUUCAGGAUGUGGUCCUUACCCUCCUCAUCCGAUACUUCACCCAGAAGUUCCACUGGCGCUCCGUGGCGGCCGUGUCGGCUCUGGUCAUUGUUCCGUUCAGUCUGAUCAUGUCCGGAAUGACCGCCUCGAACGUCUCCUUCUACGUCGUAACCGGUGCCGAGAUCCACUGGCGGCAAGCCGCAACCUUCCAUCGCGAUGCGGCAGCCAUGCGCACCCUACUCACCGGAUUGACCGGCUUCCUGAUCGUCGAAGGAAUCCUCCUCACCGUGGCAUGGUUCGUGGCCAAUCCUCUACACCGAAUCGUCGGCGGCAUCCUUACAAUCCUGGCGCAACCCUUCAAAUGCCUUUGGAACUGUGUCCAGGUAUUCCGUCCGAGGUCCCAGCCUUUACCGGAUCCCGAGAUCUACGAGCAGAUCGCGGUGGAUGAUUAUCUCGACGACAAGAGUGAUGACGACUCAUCCAUCCAUUUUAUGGAACCAUAUGCAGAGGUGACGCCUGUUAGAAGGGGACAUUCGCUGCUGAUCAAGAUGGGAGUCUGGUUUCCGUUUCUGGUCCUGUUUCUACUCCGCUUCGUCCGACCCUGGGAUCCCGCAUACAUGUUCCUGUCUGAAGCUCUUCCCCUGGCACCUUUCAUCGGUCACCACAGACACUCACCUGUCCGCGCGGGAGGGUUACCCGGUGACUACGCAUGGCUGGAAGGUCAACAGACGCUGAACAAAGUACCAAACUGGGAAUGGCUACCCGAAAAUGGACUUCCCGGCUUUGAAGACUGGAAUAGGACGGUGAAGCACCGGGCCCAUUACGAUCCCGAAAUGGAUCCCCUUCACGUGUCGAACCUGCAGAAUCCAGUCCUGGAAUCAUUACAGCAGGCUCUCUCUCGCGGAAAGGUCAACAUCAAACAUGUCAUCUUGAUCAAACUUGAAAGCACCCGCAGUGAUGUUUUCCCCCUCACCAAGGACUCGUUCAUGUGGAAACGCAUUGCCCAAACGUGGCCCGACAACAAGAUUCCCGACGCGGCUCAGCAGCUUCUUGCGAACCUCACCCGAACCUCCGAGUUCCUGACCGGUUUCGACGCGGGAUUCGGUCACGACACAGUGCAUGACUACGGAAGACGGUCAUACGGGGGCAUCAGUGCACGCAAUGCCUUUACGACCGGAACCUACACGCUGAAAAGCCUAGUGGGCACGGUCUGUGGUGUGACGCCGUUGGUCGUCGACUUCAACCGCGAAUACGAUCACCACAUCUACCAACCAUGCAUGCCACACAUCCUGGAUGCAUUCAACCACCAACCCGAUGUGGCUGCCAACGACGCCGAAGCUGAUCCGUCCAACUUCCGCACCUGGCCCUGGAACGCCUCAUGGAUGCAGUCCGUCACCACCACCUACGACAACCAGGACCUGCUCACCCCGAAGAUGGGAUUUUAUAACCAGGUGGUCACGAAGGAGUCCCUCCAGAACCCCAAUGCAACGCACUCCCCAACGUAUUCCGAGGAAGUCAAUUACUACGGCUACCCGGACAAGGUGCUGCGGGACUACGUGAGUGACGCUCUCGACGACGCGGAACGCAACCAUAACCGCCUCUUCCUGACGCACCUGACCGGCACGACGCACCAUCCCUGGGGCAUGCCCAAUAGCACAUAUGAGCAGAUGGUAUCUAAUCAGCGGACCAAUUCCAAUGAGGACGUGAAUAAAUACCUCAACACGGUCGGGUAUAUCGAUGAGUGGCUGGCGGAUCUUAUCGCGCUUCUGACGGAGAAGGGCGUGGUUGAUGAGACAUUGCUCGUCAUGGCGGGCGACCACGGCCUCUCCCUCCCCAACGACGGCGGCGUCACACCAUACGACAACCCGCACAUCGGCAGCUUCCACAUCCCCAUGCUCUUCGCACAUCCCCACCUCCCCCAAAUCGAAAUUACCACUCCGGUCAUCACCCAGCAAGUGGUACCCACUCUCCUCGACCUCCUCAUCCAAUCCUCCUCUCUAGGACCCAACAGCACCCGCGUGGCGCAGGACCUCCUCCCCAUCUACGAAGGCCAGUCAAUGAUCCGCGAGCUGGUCCAAGAACAAGACGGCCGACAAGACUGGCAGUUCACCGUGAUGAACACGGGCGGCUCGUGGCUCGCAGUCCGGUCCGCGGCAAAACCAGCCUACAGACUCGUCAUUCCGCUAGUAGAUGACGUCGAAUGGCGCUUCACCGACGUCGAAAAGGACCCCCAGGAACACAACCCGGUCAAGGAAUUCCGCCUCAUCGACCUCGCUCGAACCCUCGACAAGCAGUACGGCUCGGAGGUGGUCGACUGGGUCCGCGACGCGGCGCACGUAGCCGAAUGGUGGGUGACCGAGAACUGGCACCUGUAUCGGUAUCGCCGGAAGAAUAAACCGUGAUUUGGUCGCAUCUCAGGAUCCGAUCUCCACCAUUUAUCUAUCUAUCUAUCUAUUUAUAAUUCGAUAGAUAAGAUUGGAUAUGUCCUACAUGUAGUCCACCAGGAGGCAAUAUUGACCGUACCUGGUAGAGAUAUAUUACGUUGGACAGGAUAAUUCUUGUACAUACUUCGAUGGAUUUUACACGAUGACAUGAGAAGCAUCAGAUUGUUUUGGAGCUUGUGCUUCUGGCAAUAUUAGCAGAAAAUCAAAUUAUGUACUGUUUCGAUAGCAGGGCUCACUCACAGUAAUGAU